CUAUGGUCCCGGAGGACUCGCUCUCAAUGGCGGCCGCACCCGGCCCACCGGGCGGAGUGUCCCGGCAUGUCCCGCGGCUGCCGCACCUCCCGGCGUGCCCCGCCGCACCCUCACUUCCGUCCCGGGCGCUAAGAUGGCGACGCCCAUGCACCGGCUGAUUGCCCGCAGACAGGCGGAGGCAAACAAGCAGCAUGUGAGGUGUCAGAAGUGUUUAGAGUUUGGCCACUGGACAUAUGAAUGCAAAGGGAAGAGAAAAUACCUGCACAGGCCUUCAAGGACAGCUCAGCUGGCCAAAAUCCUGAAGGAGAAAGAAAAGCAACUCCAGCUGCAACAGAGUGCUGGAGAAAGUGCUGCAGAAAAGAAGACCAAGAAAAAAAGGUCCAAAAGUGUGACCAGUUCCAGCAGCAGCAGCAGCAGUGACAGCUCAGCCAGCGACUCCUCCUCUGACAGCCAGGACUCCUCUACCUCCUCCGAGGACAGUGACAGUGAGGACAGCUCCUCCUCCUCCUCCUCCCUCUCCUCCUCCUCCUCCUCCAGCAGCUCUUCCUCCUCCUCCGACUUCGACUCGGAUCCGAGCUCCUCCAGCAGCAGCAGCGACAGCAGCUCUGAGGAUGAGCCCCCAAAGAAGAAGAAGAAGAAAUAGCUGGGGAGCUGCAGGACUGGUGUGGAGUGGGGGACAAGCCCCUCCCAGGGGCUGGAGCACACGGCUGCCAAACAGUCAAUGGUCAACAUUUCUACUGCUCACACUUUCCAAGUGUUUUGCCUAGUUGUUCCUAGGACAUGCAAGGUAUUAAAUGGUUUCCUGAGACUUACUGAGAGAGUAUUUUUGUGCUUUAUCCUUUUAUGGAAGAUUUUACUUUUUUAGUUCCAGGAAAAAUUUAAAAAAAAUCUAUCAUCAGAUUCGUUUCUAUGAGCUAAAGUCCAGUAACCUGGAUGUUUACAUGCUGGAAAGCAAAAGCUUUUUAUUGCAGGUUAUGCUGUGCAUCAUGUGCUGUUCCUCUGUUAAUGACAGCUUCACUUCCAUUGAGAAAAUCCUCUCCAACAGUUAAAAGCAGAAGUUCUUCAGCGCUGCUGUGGAGCUGGGGCAUUGUUGAAGCUGAAUGCACAACGUGUCCCACACAGAGCCUCCCAUCUCAUCAGCUGGUGACAAAUGGAUUCUGUGCUGCUGAGCUUGUGUUCCAAUGGCUUUUCCUGAUGCUUCCAGGUCCAGUCUUAAGUGCACCAUCCAGCUGAGCUGUGUUGGUUUGUUACCGAUCAAUGGAGUGCUUGUCCUGCCCGCAGGCUCUGGGCUUUUCACUCCCCUGUGGCCUUGGCUCGUGUGUUGGAAGUGUUUGCUGAGACACAGAGUGUUGGUGUUGGGAAGCAGCAGCUCAGUGACUUGGGGCUGCUGCUGCUUUAGGAGUUUCAUCUUUGUGCCUUUUUUUUGUCAAUUCGGUGUGCCCCAGUGAGACAAGGGCUGCAGUGCGUGUUCUGCAGAGCUCCAGCACAAUAUUGCCACGCAGCAAAAGCAGAGAAAUAAUAACAGCCACAACUGGGCACUGUUCUCACUGGAUGCUCAGUAAAAAAGAGGCUCCUUGAAAUAAAGGGCUCAAAGGAAAGUGUUUCCCUUUGCAUGUGUGAAAUGCAGGAUUGCCGAGUGACAGUCUGCAGAAAUUCAGUCAUCAUUGUUUGUGGGAACUGCCCUGGAGAAGGAAGUGAGUGCAAAAGCCCCACAAGCCCUACAAAAGCAGAUCCAGACGGGCUGCAGAGCAGGGAUUGCUGGAUGCAGAGUGGGAAUUAUUUGUUCUUCUGGGGGAUUGAAGCAGUUGCCAUUAGGAUUUUAUUUGGUGAUGCAGUCUCCUGAAUUUCUUCUUGUCGGCGUGCCCUUUGUGGGGAGGGGGCAUCACUUGUGGAAGAAUUCUCAAGUAUCUUGGUUUAGGUAAAAUACAGUAACUAAAGUAUUUUUUAUAAUUUUUAUGGAAAAAGUAGUGCGUAGACUUCCUUUGGAAUAAACUGUACUUUAAAUGUUUGCAAAUCCCUGUGUUGUGUGUGUGUGUCUGUGAGCACUCCUGUGUUUUACAGAACACGCUGCAGACUGUAAAUAAAACUACCAGAAAGGUGUUUAAGUCUUGUGGACUGAAUGUACCAUUUAAUGGGAAAGUGAAUAAAUGAUUAACCAGCA
Corvus hawaiiensis (hawaiian crow) is the source of this 2161-nucleotide messenger RNA. RefSeq names its product zinc finger CCHC-type containing 10 (gene ZCCHC10). The transcript has 4 exons. Gene Ontology annotation, molecular function: zinc ion binding; nucleic acid binding. The record is from RefSeq and is a predicted model, not a curated record. Lineage: Eukaryota; Metazoa; Chordata; Aves; Passeriformes; Corvidae. The coding region runs from base 134 to 643 and encodes 169 amino acids.